Messenger RNA from Physella acuta, 3716 nucleotides. RefSeq names its product ATP-dependent translocase ABCB1. The record is from RefSeq and is a predicted model, not a curated record. Gene Ontology annotation, biological process: oligopeptide export from mitochondrion. Gene Ontology annotation, molecular function: ABC-type oligopeptide transporter activity; ATP hydrolysis activity; ATP binding. NCBI's taxonomy places the organism in Eukaryota, Metazoa, Mollusca, Gastropoda, Physidae. Gene Ontology annotation, cellular component: mitochondrial inner membrane.
CCAACAACUCAACAGAGCAUGAAACUUUACAGGAAAAAGUUCUGCCUUACAUUUACUACUUUAUUGGCAUCGGUGUUGGCUCUUUUAUAUGCAGCUUUUUUGCUAUCAGCUGUUGGACAUGGGCGGCAGAAAGACAGAUAAACGCGCUAAGAAAAAAGUUUUUUCGUUCUGUCAUGAGCCAAGAGAUGGGCUGGUUUGAUGUACAUGAUGGAGGGGAGAUAAGCACAAGAUUUUUAGAGGAUGUGAAUAAAAUAGCUGAAGGGAUGGGAGAUAAAGUGGCCAUGUUCCUGCAGUUGAUGGCCAAAUGUGCAGCGGCCUACGUGAUCGCCUUCACAAAAUCGUGGAAGUUGACAUUAGUUGCUGCUGUAUUUAGCCCUCUGCUAACACUGGCUAUGGUUUUGACUGUCAGGGUGAAGAAUAGGAUGGCCAUAAAGGAGAGUAAUGCUUACGCCAAAGCUGGGCACAUUGCUCAUCAGGCCCUGAGGUCAAUACGGACUGUACAAGCUUUUCAAGGUCAAGAGAAAGAAAAAGAAAAGUAUAAAGAAAAUUUAAAUACAGCUGUUCUAGCAGUAACAAAACAAGGUCUUCUCUUGGGCAUGGGUGAAUCUCUCUUGUGGUUUUUGAUUUUCCUGAUGUUUGCUGGGGUCAUGUGGUUUGGAAUUUACCUGGUACAAAAAAAGGACAGUCAACUGUCAGGAGGAAUUUUACCUGUGUUCUUCUGCGUGAUGACUGGCGCAAAUGCUCUUGGCAAUGCCUUCAACAGUCUUGAAAGCUUUUCAAAUGCCCGUAGUGCUGCAUCUAAAAUCUUUUCGGUAAUUUCUAUGGUACCAAAAGUUGAUUCUUUCUCUGACUUGGGACAUAAGCUUACAUCCUUAGCAGGUGACAUUGAGUUUAGAGAUGUUCGGUUUGCCUACCCUGCUAGACCUGAUGCGAUGGUGCUUCAGAAAUUAAACUUGACCAUUAAUGCUGGUCAACAUGUAGCCUUUGUUGGCCCUAGUGGGUGUGGCAAAUCUACCUCAGUCCAGCUGAUUCAAAGGUUCUAUGAUCCUCUAGAGGGAGCUGUGUUGGUUGAUGGGCAUGAUGUAAAAGAAUUGAAUUUAAAAUGGCUUCGUUCAAAUAUUGGAGUGGUUAGCCAGGAGCCAUCUUUGUUUGAUGCCUCCAUUGAGGAGAACAUAAGAUUUGGCAGGAUGGAUGCGACAGAACAUGACAUUCAUCAAGCAGCCAAAGAGGCAAAUGCUCAUGAUUUUAUCAUGUUACUUCCUGAGGGCUACAAAACUAAUGUUGGUGAGCGAGGAGCACAACUUAGUGGAGGACAGAAACAAAGAAUUUCAAUAGCCAGAGCACUGGUCAGGAAUCCAAAGUUACUUCUGCUUGAUGAAGCUACGUCUGCUUUAGAUCAAGAAAGUGAAGCUGUUGUUCAAAGCGCUCUGGAAAAGGCCCAACAUGGUAGGACAACAAUUACCAUAGCACAUAGGCUGUCAACAGUAAAGAGAGCUGACAAAAUUGUGGCCAUUAGUAAUGGAGAAGUUGUUGAGGAAGGGACACAUGAAGAACUUAUGAUAGCUCAGGGGCUUUAUUAUCAGUUGGUUGAAAUGCAGAAUAAAACAGCCAAACAGUCAGAUAAAGAUCUAGAUGUUUCUGAUAUAGAGAUUGUUGAGGAAGAAGAUGGUGAUGGUGAGUUUAGUGAAGAAGAGCUUCUGAGAUCAUCAUUCAAGAAAAAAAUAAACAAACAAGACAGAGUCAUUGAAAAAGAGGUUUAUCUAGUUGCCAGAAAAAGCAUCAGAAAAUCUAAGAAGAAAUCCAAGAAAGGGAACAAUGAAACUUCAGUUAUGGAUAAGGAGGAAAGCCCAAGCUUUUUAAAGGUUAUGAAAUUCAAUGCACCAGAGUGGCAGCUGAUUGUGCUAGGGUGUAUUGGAUCUGUUUUAUUUGGAGUCAUUCAUCCAGCCUUUUCAUUUCCUUUUAGUGAAUUUAUCAAGGUUUUGAGUGUGAGAGAUAAUACAGAACAGUGGAAUCAAACCCAUGUACUCGCAAGUAUUGUUAUUGCCAUGGCUGUAAUUUCUGUUAUUGUUAAAAUGUUGCAGCGCUAUUGCUUUAUUAGAUCAAGUGCUUUGCUAAUAGCUCGUCUUCGUGAAAAAACUUUUGAAUCUCUUCUCAACCAAGACAUGGACUACUUUGACUUACCAAACAACCAGGUUGGAGCUCUUACUACCAAACUUUCUGGAGAUGCUUCUAUGUUACAGGGGGCAACAGGUUCAAGAAUAGGCCUGGUGCUUGAGGCAUCUUCGACCAUUGUCUGUGCUAUUUGCAUUGCUUUUAUCUUUGGCUGGAAAUUGGCCUUUGUAGUUUUGUCGUUCACGCCUCUGAUAAUUAUUGGAAUGUUCAUUCAAGGCAAAGUGAGUUCUAAGGACAAUGAUCAGCUGCAAGGUGCUGCACAGACCUUCUCAGAAGUGGUGGACAAUAUCGCAACUGUUGUGUCUUUGGGAAGAGAAGAUCACUUUGAAAGCAUCAUUAGAAAACAGAUAGAUGUAACUACAAAAUCUCGCAGAAAAAUAUGUGUUGUCUGUGGCUUCACCAGUGGAGUUAAGAACUGUUUAGUGUACUUGGCUAUUGCACUGGCCUUUUAUUAUAGUUCGCAUCUCGUAAAUAAUGGAGAAAUGGAGUUCCAUGAAGUAUUGAGGGUAUUAGCUGCCAUUAUUUUUGGAGUAACGACGUUGGUUGAAAAACAGUUUUCUAGUAGUGUGGACUACACCAGAGCUAAAAUAGCAGGUGCUCGCAUCAUUAGUAUCAUCAACAGAAAGCCAAAGAUUGAUGUCAGGGAGACAAGUGGACAGAAAAUUGCCAAUUUCAUUGGGUGUCUGCAGCUAGAGAAUGUCAACUACUUUUACCCAAGUCGGCCCAACGCUACAGUUCUAAAUGGUCUGAACCUGACCAUUAAUUAUGGAGAGACAGUUGCUCUAGUUGGUGCUAGUGGCUGUGGGAAAAGUACCACCGCCCAACUGAUUGAAAGAUUCUAUGAUGUUGUCCAAGGGGCUCUGCUGGUGGAUGGGCAUGAUGUAAAAAAUCUGAACUUGGCCUGGUACAGACAGCAACUUGGUAUUGUAUCCCAGGAGCCCACACUGUUUGACUGCAGUAUCGCAGAGAAUAUUGCUUAUGGGGACAACUCCAGGGUUGUUCCCAUGGCAGAGAUCAUAGAGGCAGCAAAGAAAGCAAACAUUCACACUUUUAUAUCCAACCUGCCCCAGGGUUAUGACACAAAUGUAGGGGAGAAAGGGGCACAACUCAGUGGUGGACAAAAACAGAGAAUUGCCAUUGCUAGAGCCCUUGUUAGAAACCCAAAAAUACUUUUACUUGAUGAGGCCACAUCAGCUUUAGAUUCAGAGAGUGAAAAGGUAGUUCAAGAGGCUUUAGACAUUGCCAGCCGUGAUAGAACAUGUGUAACAAUCACUCACCGUUUGUCCACAAUUCAAAAUGCCAAUAAAAUUGCUGUCUUCGGCAAAGGAAAAGUAAUUGAAAUUGGCAACCAUCAGCAGUUGUUUGAUGCCAAGGGAGCUUACUACAGAUUGGUAAUGGCCCAAAAUAGGCCACACAAAACAUCUUUAAGAAUUUCAACAACCUGACAUGUUUACAGAAAGUCCUGAUUUUCUAUUUACAUUUCCAGAACCAAUUAUUUGUAUAUCAGCUCGGUAUAACUAAAGUAAGAUGGUAAUAUCUUAACA